Messenger RNA from Scheffersomyces stipitis CBS 6054, 1308 nucleotides. RefSeq lists its product as uncharacterized. Gene Ontology annotation, molecular function: FMN binding; NADPH dehydrogenase activity. Bases 1 to 1308 code for a protein of 435 amino acids. The record is from RefSeq and is a predicted model, not a curated record. Lineage: Eukaryota; Fungi; Ascomycota; Pichiomycetes; Serinales; Debaryomycetaceae. The transcript has a single exon.
AUGACGAACUACAAGACUUCUCUUGAUGAGACUAAUCUCUUCAAGCCUAUUAAGGUUGGCAACCUCCAGCUUGAACAUAGAGCGGCCCACGCUGCGACUUCGAGAGCCAGAUCAGUCAAUUUCACCCCGACAGACAUCAUGCUUAAGUACUACGAUUCUCGUUCCAAAUACGCUGGAACUCUCAUAGUUGUUGAAUCUGUUCUUGCUUCUCGAUCGAGCGGUUUAGUGCCAUUCAAAUCGGGAUUGUGGCUAGAUUCUCAGGCUCAGGCUUUUCGUAAAAUCACAGAUUCUAUCCAUGCCAACGGCUCAUAUGCGGCUAUCCAGUUGUUUUCACCAGGACGUACUGCUAACUUGGACUUGCUUGAAAAACACCUACUUCCAUUUGUUGCUCCUUCGGCCGGUUUGUAUGUCUCAGAAGCUCUGAAGGCUAAGGCACUUGAAAAGGGUAACAAGUUGAGAGCCUUGAGCGUAGAAGAAAUCCAUGAAGUUCAAAACGAAUAUGUAGCCAGCGCUGUUAAUGCCGUGACCAACGGAAACUUCGACAUAAUCGAGAUCCACGGUGGCUCUGGUCACCUUGUAGAACAGUUCUUGUCUCCGAUUGCUAAUAUAAGAUCAGACAAGUAUGGUGGAAGUGUUGAGAACAGAGCUAGAUUUGUUCUUGAACUCAUCGAUAAAUUAAUCGAGCAUCCAGCUAUAGGAGCCUCUCGUGUAGCAUUACGUUUGUCGCCUUGGUCAGAUACCAAUGGUAUGGUUUAUCCAGAAAAUAUACCGUGCAGUGAAAACCCUACUUUGCUUGCCUGUCAAUACAUUGCACAGCAAUUGCAAGACAGGGCAGACGAGGGCAAGGAGGUUGCUUAUUUGUCAGUUUGUGAGCCUAGAGUGUCUGGUUCUGGCGAUGCUGACCCUACGGGAAAGUCAAACGAGUCGAUCUACAGGCUCUGGAAGGGAGUAUUGAUGCGUACUGGAGGAUAUGCCACCAACUUCAAAGGUGAUCCUUUGGCUAUCAAAUCCAAUGUGGCCAGAUUGAAGGUUGUGAAUGGCGAAGUGUUACACUACCAGGAUCUUAUCCACGAUGUCAACGUAGACGACAGAACAUUGAUAGGAUUCUCCAGACCCUUCACUUCAAAUCCUGAUUUAGUAACCAGGUUGCAGAAGGGCUGGAAACUCGACGUUUACGAUAGAGACUAUUUCUACAGCCAUACUGUCGAUGGUUAUUUGACAUUCGGAGAGUAUAAUAACGAUGAGGACAACAACCAUUUGCAGUUGUCGCCCGAGGAGUUGUCCAGAGAGGGUGUUCCAUUGGUGUAA